Merops nubicus (carmine bee-eater) is the source of this 873-nucleotide messenger RNA. It is a transcript of the gene STK16, whose product is annotated as serine/threonine kinase 16. NCBI's taxonomy places the organism in Eukaryota, Metazoa, Chordata, Aves, Coraciiformes, Meropidae. The transcript is spliced from 6 exons. Gene Ontology annotation, cellular component: Golgi apparatus; cytoplasm. The record is from RefSeq and is a predicted model, not a curated record. Gene Ontology annotation, molecular function: protein serine/threonine kinase activity; ATP binding. Gene Ontology annotation, biological process: protein phosphorylation. Bases 19 to 873 code for a protein of 284 amino acids.
CAGUGUGCCACCCUGCCCAUGCCGUGCUUGGCUCCUCACAGGGGCUUCAGCUACGUGGACCUGGUGGAGGGGCUUCGGGAUGGGCGUUUCUACGCCCUGAAGCGCAUCCUGUGCCAUGACAAGGAGGAUCGUCAGGCUGCCCUGCACGAGGUGGAGAUGCAUGGCCUCUUUGACCACCCCAACAUCCUGCGCCUGGUGGCCCACUGCAUGGUGGAGAAGGGUGCCAAGCAUGAAGCCUGGCUCCUCCUGCCCUACGUGAAGGGGGGGACACUCUGGAGUGAGGUGCAAGCACUGCGAGAGAAAGGGACCUUCAUGCCAGAGCAGCGGAUCCUCUUCAUCCUCCAUGGCAUCUGUUGCGGGCUGCAGGCCAUCCACAGCAAGGGCUAUGCACACAGGGACCUCAAACCCACCAACGUGCUGCUGGAUGAAGAUGACCAGCCUGUGCUGAUGGACCUGGGUUCCAUGAACCAAGCUCGCAUAGAAGUCAACAGCUCUCAGAAGGCCAUGGCCGUGCAGGACUGGGCUGCCCAGCGCUGCACCAUCUCCUACCGUGCCCCUGAGCUUUUCACGGUGCCGAGCCAGUGUGUCAUAGAUGAGCGCACAGAUAUCUGGUCCCUAGGCUGCAUGCUGUACUGCAUGAUGUUUGGGGAGGGCCCCUAUGAUGCCAUCUUCCAGAAGGGUGACAGCGUGGCUCUGGCAGUGCAGAACCCCAUCACCAUGCCUCCCACAACGAGGUACUCGGCUGCCUUGCAGAACCUGCUCUCCUCCAUGAUGACACUGAACCCCCAGGAGCGACCCAGCAUAAAUGAGGUCCUCCACCAGCUGGAGGGGAUGCGGCCAGCACCGGCAGGCCAGGACACCACGCAGAUGUGA